CCUGCUGCUGCUGCCGCUGCUACUGUUGCAGCUGCUGUCCGAUUUCCACCUCCCGCUUCAUCGCGGCCUUCUCCGCCCCGUCUCGUCCUUCCCUUUGGGAACUUCACCCUCCGGGCCGAAGGGACCGACCCCGGCUUUCCACCCUCCUUCCCUCCUUCUCCCACCCGGUCCGGGAGGGCGCGGCUCCGGCUCCAGCUCCGCUCCUCUCGCUGCUGCAGCGGCUGCAACCUCUGCAGCCGCUGCAACCUUCCCUGCUGCAGCUGCUGCAACCUCCACCGCCGUGCGACCAUCGCCCUCCCCGCACCGACUUCUCCUAACCCGCAUUAUUCCCUCUCCCGACCCCCCUUGGACACGACCCCCCGCCCCCCGGACCGGGAUCGGCCCCCGUUGGGCCGCGAUCCUUCAACAAAGCAUUCCCGAAGAGAGAUUUGGAUUUGCACUUGAUACAUCUGGAAAAUGUUAAAAACAAUCUUUUAAGGUGUUUGGUUGGGUUUGGGGGGUGGCUGGUCCUCUCAUUUUGGUCAGUGUUAGCAGCUGCCAUGGCCCAGUCCAAAGCGAAUGGGUCUCACUAUGCUCUGUCUGCGAUCGGGUUGGGGAUGCUUGUCCUUGGGAUCAUAAUAGCAGUGUGGAACCUGGUGCCAGGAUUCAGUCAUGCCGACAAACCAUCGUCCCAAGGAAACAGCAGCAAGCCGGAACACAGUGGAGGGUUCAAGAACAAGACCUUUUCUGUGGCAUAUGUGUUGGUCGGUGCUGGGGUUAUGCUGCUGCUUCUUUCUAUUUGCUUGAGUAUCCGGGACAAAAGGAAACAGAGGCAAGGGGAAGAAGUAGCCAGAAUCCAGCAUGAAGCAACUGUUGGUCCGCAGACUCAGGAAGAAGACAGCCAAGAAGAGGAGUCUCCUUCCAGAUACUAUGUUCCCAGUUACGAAGAGGUGAUGAACACUAACUACUCCGAAGUGAGAGAACUGGACCAAAAUCCAAGGAUGAGUGUGUCUCUCCCGUCCUACGAGUCCCUGACCGGGCUUGAUGACACCACUCCCACAACUACUAGAGCAGAUGUGGAAACCAAUGGGGAGCAACCACCAGACAGACAAAACUCCAGGCUGGGCAAACGGCUCAAGCCCCUGAAAGUUCGAAGGAUUAAAUCUGAAAAGCUGCACCUAAAAGACUUCAGAAUUAACCUCCCAGAACAGAACAGUGCCCCUCCCACGAUAGAACCUUUAACUCCUCCUCCGCAGUAUGACGAGGUCCAAGAAAAAGCACCAGACACCAGGCAGUCAAAUUAAAUCACCGACACUCUGGACAAAAAGGUUCUCUUGCUAACUUUGGGGGAAUAAACAGAGUCAAAGCUCACCUGCUUCAUCCAAGUAUAAAGAAUUGGGGGACCAGCUCAAUCUACUGGGUUCACUCUCUUUUAAGGGGAAAGCAAGAGGUGUGUGAGAGACAAUUUGACAUUCCACCAACACUUAUGUAGCAGUUAUGUUUGAAGCAGAUACACUUCUAGGAGUCUCCAUUUAUUUUUUAAAUUAAGGAGCACGCUGUAUGCAUCUUCUGUAGUGUCUCUUUUCAACUCUGAAUUGUUUAGCCAGAAUCACUCCUCUUUCCAAAUAGGAAAGGCUAAGUAACAUUGUUUAGAUUAUUUUCCACCCCAGUGUAAACUUUAAGAAAAAAGAAACACCACGUGCCUACUUCAUUGGUGUUUUAAAAUCUCCAGAAUAAGCAGGGCUCUGGAACAUGCUGGCUUGUGUUCUGAAAAAUAAUUGAGUUAAAUGAUCAGGUUAGAUUAUUAGAUUUUGGUGUGAUCAAUAGUAGCCCAUUUAGCCUGUGAGGCUCUCAAUUCUUUGAGGGCUAGGGGUCUGGGAUGUUUCAUACGAUAGGCAAUCCGUCAGUCUUAAUUUGUAUCCUUAACUGGUCUCUCCUGCACUACUGCAAAAAUGUGUAUAAGAUGCUCUAUUUUUAAGUUACUUCUGAAAUACUGUACAACUGAGCUUUUUUAUAAUAAAAAUAUUUUGUAUGUAGUA
Messenger RNA from Ornithorhynchus anatinus (platypus), 2018 nucleotides. RefSeq names its product transmembrane protein 51 (gene TMEM51). Lineage: Eukaryota; Metazoa; Chordata; Mammalia; Monotremata; Ornithorhynchidae. The transcript is spliced from 3 exons. Bases 540 to 1283 code for a protein of 247 amino acids. The record is from RefSeq and is a predicted model, not a curated record.